AUGCAAAGCCCAUAUCCAGUGACGCAAGUGUCUAGUGUCGAUGAUAGGUCUCUAUUGAAAGACAGUAAAAGCAAGUCCAAAACGACUGCUAAGUCAGAGGCGCCUAGACCGCAUGCCUGUCCCAUAUGCCAUAGAGCAUUUCAUAGACUGGAACAUCAGACAAGGCACAUGAGAAUACACACCGGCGAGAAGCCUCAUGCUUGUGAUUUCCCCGGAUGUGUUAAAAGAUUUAGCAGAAGUGAUGAAUUGACGAGACACAGGAGGAUUCAUACGAACUCCCAUCCUCGAGGCAAAAGAGGCAGAAAGAAGAAGAUUGUUGGCUCUCCAAUAAACAGUGCUAGCUCCAGUGCUACCAGUAUACCAGAUUUGAACACGGCAAGUUUUUCACCAUCAUUACCGCAACAACAGCUUUCGCCCUUGAUUCCCAUAGCUAUUGCACCCAAAGAAAAUACAAGUAGAUCAUCCACUAGAAAGGGUAGAAGAACAAAAUUCGAAAUUGGCGAAACUAGUGGAAAUGAUGCAUACAUGGCCUCCUCGCCUAGCGCGAUGGCUAAAAUACCCGUAUCGGUGAAAUCACCUCCUUCAUCGGCACUAAACAAUAUGAAUUAUCAAACUACAUCUACCCCCACUACUUUUUCUUCGCUGAGCAACAGUCAUAGUGGCAGCAGAUUGAAAUUGAACGCGUUAUCAUCCUUACAAAUGAUGACACCUAUUGCUAAUAGUGCUCCCAGAACUGUUUUCAUAGAUGGUCCUGAUCAAAAACAGCAGCAGCAGCAGCAGCAGCAAAACUCGCAGUCACAACGUUAUUCAAACACCGUCAUACUACCAAGGCCGCGAUCCUUGACAGAUUUUCAAGGGUUAAACAAUGUGAACGCAAGCACCAACGGAAGUUUCAGAGCACAAACUCAAAGUUCAGUACAGCUGAAGAGACCAAAUUCAGUAUUAAGCCUGAAUGAUUUGUUGAUUGGUCAGAGGAAUUCUAAUGAAUCAGAUUCUGACUUUACUACCGGUGGUGAAGACGAGGAAGAUGGGUUAAAAGAUCCGUCCAACUCCAGUAUCGAUAAUCUUGACCAAGACUACUUACAGGAGCAGUCAAGAAAGAAAUCGAAGACAUCCACACCGACAGCAAUGCGAAGUAGAUCCGCAAGUGGUACGAAUCUGCAUACUCUGGGAUAUGUAAUGAACCAAAAUCAUUUGCAUUCCUCAUCAUCAUCACCUGACUUCCAGAAAGAAUUGAACAACAGGUUGCUAAACGUUCAACAACAGCAACAGGAACAGCAUACAUUGCUGCAAUUGCAAAACAAAAAUCAAAAUCAAAACAAAAACCAGAGUCAAAUGAUGUAUUCUAAUAGUUCGCUAAGUACAACACCGUUACUAUUGUCACCAAGGAUGAACAUUGCUAAUACUUCAAUAACAAUCCAACAAACCCCGAUUUCUCAACCGGAUUCACAAGCUCAAGAAUCGGAAACGCUACCGCCCAUACGAAGUUUACCAUUACCCUUCCCACACGCGGACUGA
Molecule: messenger RNA, 1518 nt
Organism: Saccharomyces mikatae IFO 1815
Lineage: Eukaryota; Fungi; Ascomycota; Saccharomycetes; Saccharomycetales; Saccharomycetaceae
Gene: MIG1
Product: transcription factor MIG1
Exons: 1
Coding region: 1-1518 (505 amino acids)
Cellular component (GO): nucleus; cytoplasm
Molecular function (GO): RNA polymerase II cis-regulatory region sequence-specific DNA binding
Source: RefSeq, a predicted model, not a curated record